This is a messenger RNA of Clarias gariepinus (North African catfish), 3733 nucleotides long. RefSeq names its product hippocalcin-like protein 1. Gene Ontology annotation, molecular function: calcium ion binding. The coding region runs from base 345 to 926 and encodes 193 amino acids. The record is from RefSeq and is a predicted model, not a curated record. The transcript is spliced from 4 exons. Lineage: Eukaryota; Metazoa; Chordata; Actinopteri; Siluriformes; Clariidae.
UGCUGUGCGACCAGCGGUACGGACGUUAAUACUCAGCCCUGCGCGUGUGCGAGAACUUCAGAGUGCUGCGAAUUAUUUUUCCCGCGUUUAUGGCUUUGCACUUUUUUGGACUUUUCGUAUAGGACUUGCACGUCUGUCGUAGUUAAAGAUAGGCUUGCGUUGUGUUUGUAAAGGGGGUGUCACUGUCCGAAGUGGAGCUGAGAGUAAGGUGUGAGGAGAUAAUAAUAAGAAGAAGAAGACAGAGAGGAGAAGAGUGAAGACAGUAGAGCACUGUGAAGACAGAGAGAGAGAGAGAGAGAAAGAGAGAGAGAAAGGCCCGAGAGGCAUUCACUUAUCCGGGCGUCAUGGGGAAACAGAACAGCAAGCUGCGGCCUGAGGUGCUUAAUGAUCUGCGUGAGAACACCGAGUUCAGUGAGCAUGAGCUGCAGGAGUGGUAUAAGGGCUUUCUGAAGGACUGCCCCACAGGUCACCUCACUGUGGACGAGUUCAAAAAAAUCUACGCAAAUUUUUUUCCAUAUGGAGAUGCUUCCAAAUUUGCUGAGCAUGUCUUCAGAACAUUCGACACUAACGGUGAUGGGACUAUAGACUUCAGAGAGUUCAUCAUCGCACUGAGUGUGACUUCACGAGGGAAGCUGGAGCAGAAGUUGAAGUGGGCCUUUAGUAUGUACGACCUGGAUGGCAAUGGGUACAUCAGCCGAGCAGAGAUGCUGGAAAUUGUACAGGCAAUCUAUAAGAUGGUUUCUUCUGUGAUGAAGAUGCCAGAGGAUGAGUCCACUCCCGAGAAGAGAACUGAUAAGAUUUUCAGACAGAUGGACACCAAUAAAGAUGGAAAGAUCUCUCUGGAAGAGUUCAUAAAAGGCGCCAGGAGCGACCCCUCGAUCGUCCGCCUCCUCCAGUGUGAUCCGAGCAGCGCCAGUCAGUUCUGAGAGGAACAACCACAGUGCACUCUAAUAGUGUUCACUCAAGUUAAUAGUGAACAUGGUAAGUGUUCGUGUUAAUGUAAGGGUGUGGUUAUUGUAGUCAUUGUUGCAUAUGCUAUUCGGUCAGUGGCAUUAAGGACCAGUUAUGAAAUGCGAAUCCUAAAUGGAGGCCAGUGAGCACAUGAAAACCUUAUUACCAGUCACUUAUCACUUGGUAUGGACUGGGAAUAUAGUGUUGUGUAUAUUUGGUAAUAUGUGUUUUAUAAGUGCAGGUUAUAAUGGAAAUAUUUAGUGGAAAGCAACACGGUAUGUCAGCCCUGAGACUUGGGCCCUCAAAACUAUUGCAUAAAAAUUAUGUUCUGUUAAUGGCCGUGGCAAAUUUGGAUCUCAUUAAGACUUAAAGAAACAUAUAGUAGGUGUAUGAAACCCAGAUGAUGCAUUAGUCGCAGUUGCAAAUUAUACUCCUAAGAAAAGAAACGCUGCAUGGAUAAAUAAUUGGACUAUUUAUUUCUAACAAAUGAAUAAGAAAGUUUAUUUAUACAAAGCUCUGUUCAGCUCCAAAGAUAAUAGAAUUUUUGUGGAUGAUAGCAUAAAGGUGGCGAGUUUAACAUUCAUGUUUACAAAGUCGACAUUACGCGAAUGGGCCUCUGAUGUUACAGUUGUGACAAUUCAGGCAGAUUGUCCGUACUAUUUCUAAAAUGACGACAUCGGAUUAAGUUAGAAUCGCUUACAAACCAAUGCAAGGCUAUGAAAAGGUACCGAUCUGCACUACAACAUUUGCUUUGUUAAUAAAAAUUUUAAAAAUAUACAUACAUGCUAAUUUAUCCUAACUGCAAAAACAUUAGUGAAGCAGUGAAAUGUAGAAUAAACAUCAAUGUAUAGUGACACAAGAAUUGUCGUAAACCAACACAUUUUACUGCUCUUGAUAUUUUAAAAUAUACUAACACAUAUCAAAAACAAUUACAAUAGCCUAAUAAUAGAUCAAUUUAGAGAUGUCGAGAAUUACUUUUUAAAUCCACUUAACCAGAACUAGACUAACACUAAUAUGAUCAUCACGUGUAAGCGUCAUGUACUGUAACACUAGAAAUUUAACAACACACUGAUUGUAGAUUUAACUUGGUCUUAGUUAUCAGCUAAUAUCAGCUAAGCUGAACAUGUGUAAAUCUAUGUCCCCUAAAUUUGGGGUGUCAGUGUUUCUUGUAUUUAAUUUCUGCUUGAGUGUUGAGGGUUACUUACAGUACAUAGGUGUUCAAAUCCAUGAGAAAAAUCUGGAAAUCUGAACUCUGGCAAAGGGGUGAUGUAUAAGACAAAAUGACACUUGGAAUUCCUAGAACUUUUAAUCUUCACCUGCAUGUACCUGCAUGUAUAAUUGCCUUGUGAAUAUGCAAAAUUGUGCAGGCAGGCAUUGAGCUGUUUGAAGGCUGCAAGUGAGCAACAAAACUGAUGCAAAACAAGACUGUCGACUCUCUUUAAAUGUAAUUUGUAUUUUAGUUGCAAAUGUGGCAUGAUUUUUCUAUGGAUUCAGCUCAGUGUCAUGUUCCACAAAUAACUGUCUUGCGAUUCACAAAUGAAUUUAAUAAUCCACAUAUUCAAAACUGAAAUCUUAUUCAUUAUAUAAAAUGCCUUGCAUACAUAUCAAUCCCUUACAACAAUUCAUUAAGAGUAAUUAGAUUAUAAAUUUUAUGAUCUCAAAAGGUUUUAUGGUAAUUUAUUUUCUUUUUAUUACUCAUUAUUGUAUGUAUUAUUUUGGGGAAUGUUUGUAUUGUGCAUGUUCAUAAAUUCUUGCUGAUUAUUAUAAAUAGUGGUUUUGUAGAAUAUGUUUUUUUUUACACAUUACUAAGUUUGCAAUGUGAAAUAAUCAGAACAGUUUUAUUUUAAGAUAUAAAAUUGCUGUUUUUCUUUGUAACUGUUUUAUAAAACAAUUUAUUAUGUUUAUGUUGCUAGCAUUUUGUUCACAUUAAUAGACUUUUGUUUGGAAGGUUUCUAGUUUUUUUUCAUGGAUAUUAAUCAGUAUGUAGUAGUGAUUGUUUUUUUUUUUUUAUAAAAGCAAUGAUUUGUUUAAUAGACACUUACUGUUGCAUGUAUUAUUGCAAUUUUUACCUAAAUAUUGUAACUGAUUUGAAAUAUUAAUAUUUUUUGGUCUAUGCCCUUACGGUUGCUAAUGGUGCAUUUUAGGACGCCACAAUGGAAUGUAGUGAAGCCCAAUGUGAAUGCGUUUCUGCUUUCUUGUUUCUCUACUUUUCUGAAUGUAAUAAUAAUCUGCCAUUCACAAAUUGCUGCAAUAUAACAGUGUGCCACAUAGUAUACCUCCUUUUAUUCCUGGAUAAAGCAUUUCCAUGAUGUAGAUUAUGCAUGUCCAACUUCAUCAUUUUCCAUUUCCCAUCACCAUAGAAACUGGCUUGAUUUGUAAAAUCUUGACUGAGAUAGUUAUGGAGAUGUGUCUGACCUCGUAACUGGCCUCUUCCCAAGCCUUGUAAAAACACACCAUCAGGAACAUGUCAAAUGAAGUGUUACUGGAAGUGUUAAGUAAACACUUCUAGUAAAAACAGAACCAGAAUGAAGGCAAAUCAAGUCCAAAUUUUAAAAAGGAACGUAGCAUUUUAAACCCCUUCAUGACAGUUAUGGCUUAAAACUAGUGAAUCUUGACAUUUUGUAUUCAAUGAUGUUGUUAUGGUUUUAACAGAUGUCUUAUAUGCCGUACAGAUGCCGUAUUUAUAAAAGGGAACUGAAACUAUUCUGUUACUAGACAAACUCUAGAUUGUUACUGUCAUCAUUCUUCUCUUGUUUUUAUUAAAAUCUUGUCCUUCCAUCCA